ACUCAUAGUCAUUAUGGCUCUGAAAGCAGAAGGAGUAAAAAUUCUAUUAGGAUUUGUAUUAAUUCUAUGCAUCGGCCGUAGCCAGGAGGUAUCUCUACCUAGUGAUCCUACUUAUAAUGCAGGUGUUGUUGAGUUUGUUCCCGCGAGAGUGGGUCUGCCGAAAGAUUUGGUCAUUGACAACUUGAAACGUAUUAAAGCGAUUAUUGAAUCGGAAGCGACAAAGGACUUGGACAUUUUAGUAUUUCCUGAAUAUGUUCUAAACAAUAUGGAUAUGAAAACCUACAUACCAGAUCCAAACGAGGGCAUUGUCCCCUGCGAGGUAACUAAUUAUGAUUGGUUUUUAACGGAGCUUUCAUGUGCGGCUCGCAGUCGCCAAUUGUAUCUUGUCGUAAAUAUGUUGGAAAAGGAAUUUUGUUUACCCUUUGCAAAUCAAAGGAAAUGUCAUCCAAGUGGUUUCAACACUUUCAACACUAAUGUUGUGUUGGAUCGUCAAGGUCGCGUUAUAUCGCGUUAUCGUAAAUCCCAUUUAUUUCGCUAUGAAUGGUAUAGCACCGAUAUUUUGGAGAAGCCUAAAUUGGCUACAUUUACUACGGACUUUGGCGUGACUUUCGGUCAUUUUAUAUGUUUCGAUAUGUUAUACUACGAACCGGCUGAGCAAUUGGUUAAGGAAAAAAAUGUAACUGAUAUUAUAUAUCCUACGCAUUGGUUUUCCGAGCUACCAUUUCUAACGGCUGUACAAAAUCAAGAAGGUUGGGCUUUCGCUAAUGACGUGAACCUGUUGGCGGCCGAUGCCAGUUAUCCGUCGCAACAAAAUACGGGUUCAGGCAUUUAUGCUGGACGUUUGGGCCGUUUAUCCGCUGCGAUAUUCCAAGAACCUACAACAAAAUUGCUGCUUGCCAAAGUGCCUAAAUCUGAACAUCGUUCGAGCUAUCAAAUGCCUACAACAAUUGAACCUGUAUUCAUGCCUCAGCUUGUAACCCCACGCUUUACUAAAUUAGAUCUGCAAAGAGACUAUAAUGUUGAUGUAUUUACUACAAAGCUGUUAGAGGAUAACUUCACUACAGUCAAUGAGAUAUUGUGCCAUAGAAGUUUUUGUUGCAAUUUUCAAAUAGAGCGUCAAAAAAUUGGCGACUCUCCUAGUCAUCAAGCCUACCGGUUUCGUUUAGCUGCGUACAGCGGCACCGAGACCACGUUUCAGCGUGUGAGCAGCAGUAAUCAAAGUCUUUGUGCUGUGAUAGCUUGCACUGGUUCUGAUUUAUACACUUGUGGCUACAUCUUCCCUGAAAGCGUAGCGGUUGGUAAUAAAUAUUAUUUCAGCAAAUUGCAAAUCAGCGGAGAUUUUAUUAAAGCCAAACGUAGUCUAAUCAUGCCUAGUACUCUUAACGCCAAUAUUAUGCCGCUAAAGCCAAACGUCGACUUUACGUGGCAGGAUGUGGAGAGUUCUAAAACAAAACGUAUAACUUUGAAUCUAUCGAGGCCGCAAAUGGAUUUGUUAACAUUUGCUAUAUGGUCGAAUUACUACUCAACCGUAGACAACACCCAUAACCUAGAUCCUGUAGUUAAUCUUAAACAGCCUAUUGCCCUAACAAGUUCGGCAGUAAUUCCCUUCAGCUUUAAAUCUUUUCAAACAAUUUUCAGUAUAAAUUUGAGCGUUUUACUGAAAUUUCAAUUCAACUAAUUUAGAACUAUGCAAUAAAUGUCAUUGCCAUCAUUUUCCUUUAUUUACCUUCCUUGGAUCGUCUUUCAUGUACUCUCAUUCACAGCAGGCGUUCUCUGAUAUUGUUAUUUUUAUUAUAUUUUAAUAAACAUUUUAUCAUUUGAA
Molecule: messenger RNA, 1822 nt
Organism: Glossina fuscipes
Lineage: Eukaryota; Metazoa; Arthropoda; Insecta; Diptera; Glossinidae
Product: vanin-like protein 1
Exons: 4
Coding region: 14-1678 (554 amino acids)
Molecular function (GO): hydrolase activity, acting on carbon-nitrogen (but not peptide) bonds, in linear amides
Source: RefSeq, a predicted model, not a curated record